This is a messenger RNA of Schizophyllum commune H4-8, 449 nucleotides long. RefSeq lists its product as uncharacterized. The record is from RefSeq and is a predicted model, not a curated record. Bases 63 to 404 code for a protein of 113 amino acids. Lineage: Eukaryota; Fungi; Basidiomycota; Agaricomycetes; Agaricales; Schizophyllaceae. The transcript is spliced from 5 exons.
CAGAUCAUUUAUUCGAAGGGAGGCGAGUCGCUGGUGGCGCGUGCGGGCACUCUCGGCGAGUCAUGCGGCGAGGGUGGGGGUCCCUUUCCCUCGGCGGCUGGAGUAGCGGGGAAGGGGCCCUUCUCAACGAACUUUUCGCCGAAGCCGAGCCGCCGGAGGCGCGCGCGGGCUCCUCAGGACUGAUUUUUGGCGAGGCUGAACCGCCGGAGGCAAGCCCGCGCUCUCUCGGUGAGGGAUGCGUCGAAAGAGGGGCCUUCCCUCUUGUCGAAAAGGGGCGAUAUCGGCGAGCUUUGUGGCGAGGGAGGGGUCCCUCCCUCCUCCUUUCUCUCAAGGAGUCGAGUGUAGGUUCGGGAAAGGGUUUAGCAGAGAGGGGGGCGCUUCGUAGCCUGGUAGUGGGUCGAUAGGACUCGCGAGUCCUUUUCUCCCUUUCUGACUUGACGAGCCGUCGC